Messenger RNA from Trifolium pratense (red clover), 2405 nucleotides. RefSeq names its product pentatricopeptide repeat-containing protein At1g59720, chloroplastic/mitochondrial-like. NCBI's taxonomy places the organism in Eukaryota, Viridiplantae, Streptophyta, Magnoliopsida, Fabales, Fabaceae. Gene Ontology annotation, biological process: RNA modification. The record is from RefSeq and is a predicted model, not a curated record. Gene Ontology annotation, molecular function: zinc ion binding; RNA binding; protein binding.
UACAUGAAUUACACACAUAAUGUCCUUAACCGUUGCAACAACCAACAACCUCACACACAUUAAUCGCUUGUUAAACCAAUCCAAUGUUAUAUCUCACUCUCACCUCAAACAAAUUCAUGCUCAAAUACUUCGCACCAUUCACGCCAAUCAUCCACAAUCCCUUUUUCUACGCACCAAACUUCUUCACCAUUACUCCUUCACAAAUCUCAACUACACUACACAUCUUUUUCAUCACUUUAACAACCCAAAUUCCUUCAUGUGGAACAUUCUCAUACGAACCUACGCUAAAACCACAAAUCAUAAAAAUCAUGCUAUUGUUCUUUACAAAGAAAUGAUGAUGGAACAAGAAAAUGAAGUUUUUCCUGAUAAACACACUUACCCAUUUGUUCUUAAAGCUUGUGCUUACUUGUUUGCGUUAUUUGAAGGGAAACAGGUUCAUGCACAUGUUUUGAAACUUGGGUUUGAGUUAGAUACUUAUAUUUGUAAUAGUUUGAUUCAUUUCUAUGCUUCUUGUGGGUGUUUGGAAAUUGCACAGAAAGUGUUUGAGAAAAUGCGUGAAAGGAGGAAUGAGGUUUCAUGGAAUGUAAUGAUUGAUUCUUAUGCUAAAGUUGGAGAGUAUGAUACUGUUUUGAAAAUGUUUUGUGAGAUGAUGAAGGUACAUGAACCUGAUUGUUACACAAUGCAGAGUGUUAUUAGUGCUUGUGCUGGUUUAGGUGCUCUUUCAUUGGGUAUGUGGGUUCAUGCUUAUGUUUUAAAAAAGUGUGACAAGAAUGUGGCUUGUAAUGUUUUGGUUAAUUCUUGUUUGGUUGAUAUGUAUUGCAAAUGUGGAUCUCUGAAAAUUGCUAAGCAGGUGUUUGAAGGAAUGUCAUAUAAAGAUGUGAAUUCAUGGAAUUCAAUAAUAUUGGGUUUUGCCAUGCAUGGCAAAGCUGAGGAAGCUUUGGAUUAUUUUGUCGGUAUGGCGAAGGUAGAAAAAUGUGUGCCUAAUUCUAUCACUUUUGUCGGUGUGUUGAGUGCGUGCAAUCAUAGUGGAAUGGUUAAUGAAGGGGUGAUGUAUUUUGAAAUGAUGACUAAGGAAUACAAUAUUGAACCAAGUUUGGUGCAUUAUGGAUGUCUUGUUGAUCUUUAUGCUAGAGCAGGAAAUAUCCAAGAGGCUUUAAAUGUGGUCUCAGAAAUGCCUAUGAAACCAGAUGCUGUAAUUUGGAGGAGUCUUUUAGAUACUUGUUGUAAGCAAAAUGCAAGUGUUGAGCUAAGCGAAGAAAUGGCAAAUCAUGUUUUUGAGUCUGAGGGUAGUGUUUGUGGCGGUGCUUAUGUGCUUAUGUCAAAAGUGUAUGCUUCGGCUAGUAGGUGGAAUGAUGUAGGUUUGGUCAGAAAGCUUAUGAAUGAUAAGGGUGUGAGUAAAGAGCCUGGUUGUAGUUUAAUAGAGAUAAAUGGUGUUGCUCAUGAAUUUUUUGCUGGGGACACCACUCAUCCACAGAGUAAAGAUAUAUAUAAGUUUAUGAAUGAUAUUGAGGAGAAGCUAGAAUCAAUAGGGUAUUUACCUGAUUAUUCAGGUGCACCUUUGAUUGAUGAGAUUAAUGAAGGGAAACAGAAUCUAUGUAUGAGGUUGCAUAGUGAGAGAUUGGCUAUAGCUUAUGGCAUUUUGAAUUCAAAACCAGGCAUGCCAAUAAGACUAUUUAAGAAUCUUAGAGUGUGUAAUGAUUGUCACAAGGUUACUAAAUUAAUAUCCAGAAUUUACAAUGUGGAGAUAAUUGUAAGAGAUCGUGUUCGAUUUCAUCACUUUAAAGAUGGGAGUUGUUCUUGUAUGGACUAUUGGUGAUAAAUGAUAAUCGUCUCUGGUAUCUGGUAACUUUAAAGUGUAUGGAAGAUACUUUUAACUCUCAAAUGAUUUCUUAAUGAAGUUUCUUCUGCAUUAAAAAUUAGAAGUAGACAUGACGAUUGUACACAUUCAUACAAGAGAAUGAUAACAGAAUCCGGUUUUUCUUUCAACUAAUUCACAGAACAACGAAUUUCACAAUACAGGAAUAGUAUACAUGGACAUGAAGGUGUAAAACACACUAUCAUUUAAAUGAAAUUAUAAACGGAAGGGGAGAAUGAGAUUGCAAACAAUUACAGCCACCUUAUCAUAAUUUUAAGGUUAAGGUUUCCACAUUCACAUUACAACUGCAAUUCACAGAGACAGCAACAACUUUCUGCAACUUUAUAAUUGCAAAACAAGCAAUAACAUCACAAGUUUUCAAUUACAACUGCGGCCACAAUCGCAGCGACUCUCUGCACAUUUUGUAACAGUAAACCAACUUCAAGUUAAAACCAAGUCAACAAUAACAAAGAAGUUCUAACUUAAAACGUGAAACAUUGAAAUCAAUUAGUUGAGCUUAUCUACUUGCAUACACACUUGUGAGACUGUU